UACCGGUAGUAUUUUGGCUUGCGCGCACGUACAAAAAUUACAAUGCAGCAGGGUUGUCUUUCGACACGAUUUCCAUAUUACAAAAAUACAAAGGACAGAGCUUACUCACAUUUGAAGGAAUAAUUCCUCCAUGGCCAUUGUUAAGAUUUUCUUGUCUCUGUCGUUUUACACUGAAGAAGCUACGACUGGACAGCAAAAUGACCAAAUAUUAUUAAUGUUUGGUCGAUUUGGUGAAUAGACUGCAUACAUCAGAUUAUGUGCUUCUUCAGUUGACGCAAUCUUCAAAGUCUUUCGAAUUGGCAGUUGCUGCGUUUUCCUGUGAACGUUUCAGAAAAGUUGGAAGUUUUCAUCCACAAGAAAACUCCUCAGACAACUUUUUGUUUAACCAAGAAGUGCCCCUGUAAGGCAACAAAAUGGCUGACGUGUCCGACACAGGCACAUCAGGAGUAUUCUCGGUCGUUGAUUACGUCGUGUUUGCCGUCAUCCUCAUAGUCUCCGCGGCAAUCGGUCUGUACCACGCGUGUACCGGAGGGCACCAACGGACCACUCAAGAAUUUUUCGUCGGGGACCGUCAGAUGAAGUUCGUCCCCGUGGGCUUCUCACUCCUAGCCAGUUGGAUGUCGGCGGUGGCGCUGCUCGGUACGCCGUCCGAGUGCUACAGCUACGGCACCAUGUUUUGGCUCAUCAGUGGUUCAUACAUAUUUGUCACCCUGAUCGCCGCCCAUUUGUACAUUCCUGUCUUUUACAGGCUUCGUCUGACCAGUGUUUAUGAGUAUCUGCAGCUACGUUUUUCCCAUGCGGUCAAGCUGAUUGGUGCCCUAGCAUUCAUAUUCCACAUGAUAUUGUACAUGGCAGUCGUCCUGUAUGCCCCUGCCAUAGCAAUAAAUGCAGUGACUGGUUUCAGCAUCUGGAAGUCCAUUCUUACUGUGGGUCUGGUCUGCGUCUUCUACACAACACUGGGUGGAAUCAAAGCGGUGAUCUGGACCGACGUCUUCCAGACCCUGGUCAUGUUUGCCGGGCUUCUUGCCGUCAUUAUCCAGGGAAGUAUCGCGUUUGGCGGCUUCAAGAAUAUAUGGCAAAUCAACCAGGACGGCGGACGUAUUAUAUUCAAUGAAUUUGGGAUUGAUCCCACCAUCCGUCACUCCCUGUGGUCUCUCGUCAUCGGAGGCACCUUCACGUUUCUCUCCAACUACGGCUGCAAUCAGCUAUCGGUGCAGCGCUACCUCAGCUGCCCGUCAGAACGAGAUGCCAAAAGAGCCCUGUAUGUCAAUUGCCCGCUGCUGUUCGUGAUCCUCUCGCUGACUAUGAUGUGUGGCCUGGUGUUGUUUGCUAUGUACGGUGACUGCGACCCCAUUCUAAGGGGGCAAAUUAGCCGAGCGGACCAGCUGUUACCUUACUACGUCAUCAAUGAGUUGGGCUUUAUCAGUGGUCUAGCUGGUCUAUUUAUCGGCUGCAUCUUCAGUGGCUCCCUCAGUACUGUAUCGUCGGGUAUGAACUCUCUCGCUGCCGUCACCCUCGAAGACGUCCUCCCCAAGCAGCGCUUCACUGAGAGGACUGCGGCCAUCCUCUCCAAGGUCCUAGCAUGCACCUAUGGUCUACUCUGCGUUGGCAUGGCCAACCUAGCCGGUUACAUGGGCCCAGUCCUGCAGGUGGCGCUUAGCCUGAUGGGGAUCAUUGGGGGACCGCUCCUCGGUCUCUUCACCUUGGGUCUCUUCUUCCCCUGCGCCAAUAACAAGGGUGCACUCGUCGGUGUUUUCGCGAGUUUUGCCAUUUCAACGUGGAUGGCCAUCGGUGCUUUCCUCCACCCGACCCCACACCUCGGGCUGACAACAACGCUAGACGACUGCCCUCUCCUGAAUACCACCCUGAAUACCACAGAUGUGACUUUCCUCGACGAUAACACAACCUAUUUUGAAACUACUGACACAAGUCUGUACAACUUGACGGCUUUCACCACAGAAGCAACCAAAGAUACAACUCCACAUCCGGUGCUUGCCAGCUUGUACAGCAUAUCCUACCUGUGGUACAGCGUCAUUGGCAUGCUGGUAGUCCUGAUUGUUGGAGUGGUUACCAGUCUGAUUACAGGUGGUAAUGAAGACGUAGAUCCAUCCCUGCUGAGUCCUGUCAUACAGAGCUUUCAUUCCUGCAAUUGUAGGCGAUCUGGCCACAAGCUACAGCGCUUGGAUGAUCUGGAUAUGAUGGAUGUAGACACCAACAGCUACUGGAAAAAGUCACCGAAUAACAUACACACCGCCCUUUGACCUUGGAAUGAAUAUUUUAUACACGAACACAAACUUGUUUGACUAGUUUGCAGAAUACGGUACUCUGGUCCUGUAGAAUGUUUUCUGAAAUUUGCUGAACGUUUUUACAUCAAUAAUUUCAUUCUUUUUUUCUAAAAAAAAGGUGUAUAGCUACAGUUUUGGCAGGUUCAUGGGAAUUUGAAUGAGAGGUCACUCCACAAGCGUAGCAUUUCCAGCCCUUUAUGAAAAAGAAAUUUCCCUGAGAAAUUUCCAUGAUUCUAUGAGAAAUAUUUUCACUUCAACAAGGUUUUUAUGGAAAGCCAAGAGGUGGUUGCAGCAAAGCUUGUUGACAAGCGAUGGCCUCCCUUCCCUAAGUUUUCCCUGAGAAAUUUCCAUAAUUCUAAGAAAAAUAUGUUCACUUCAACAAGGUUUUUAUGGAAAGCCAAUAGGUGGUUGCAGCAAAGCUGCUAAGAUACUGAUAACACACAGGCAACUUGUUGGCAAGCGAUGGCCUCCCUUCCCUAACGUUUCCCCGAGAAAUUUCCAUAAUUCCAAGAAAAAUAUGUUCACUUCAACAAGGUUUUUAGGGAAAGCCAAAAGGUGGUUGCAGCAAAGCAACUAAGAUACUGAUAACACACAGGCAACUUGUCGACAAGCGACAGCCUCCCUUCUCCCCUUAUAGCCAUCCUUUCCUCAACAUAUCCAACAGAGUGGUAGCCUGUGCAUACAAUAAUUGUAAUUUCUUUCAAUUUUUCUGUCAGUCUCCCGUUUUGGUGUUUUCCCAAAAUUCCCUGAGUUUUCCUCGACUGGAAAAAUGGAAAACUCGUUUUCAAGGUUUUCCCAGAUUUCCAGCGUGGCUGGGAUAAAUGUCGCAGUGGAACUUGUCGGUAUCCUUGAGUUUGUAUUAAAUCGCCGUGAGUUUUUAUGCUUGAACCAGGAAAUGGCUUUGGGGAUAUUGUUACGUUGUGUUUUGAAUAGUGCUUUUGUAUAUUGAACUUGUGUUGCUCUGAUGAAGAGGCAGGUUUGCUUGCAUUCAACUGCCUUAAUUAAACAGAAUUGUACAGCGUUGAACUAACAUAUAACAUUUUGCAAUGCCACGGUGGUUACAAAUAAUUUUUAAAAAGAGUGGUAUUUGAAUUCAUCAAUUGUAUUUUAUGUGAUUUUUUUUCAAACAGAGAAGUAAAGUACAUGAUGGACUCUUGCCUUCAUGGUCCACAUAUUGGUAUUUGGUCAAAAGUUCAAAGGUCAAGCUCACUUUAAAAAUAUAGAUCACAAGUCUUUAGAACAGGGAGGUUUUCACAACUCAGUCCUGUUAGUUGUACAUUUGUUGGUGCUUUUGACGCCACCAUGUGCAUCAGAGCAUUCAGAAACGACACACACAAUUCAAUUCCCAUCUUUAAAACGACUUCAAUGGAAACCUGUGUCUAUUCAUCGACUGCCGUCCCAUUUUCCAUCUAUUUUUGGUGUGAUUUGCCGCCUGAACGAACCUUUGAAAAAAGUUCUCUGCCAAUUUUGGUUUGGGUGUACAUGAACAUGUACAUACUCUGUUUGCCCCUUUGGUAAAAUAUUGCAUUUUUAUAGUCUGUGAGUUUUGAAUUGAAGCAAGGCGAAUAAAUUAUAUAAGUAAAAUGUAAAUACUUUGAUAGAAAUGCAUUCACCUUUAUAGUCUUAACCCACAAACGCAGGGGCACUGUUGCAGCACUUUCAGUUACUCAAAAUAUGGCAUAUAGAUAUAGAUAUUUAUUAUUUUCUUAUUUUUGUGGCAUUUGCAUAUCAAACAUGGCCCCGGAGUAGGGAUUUUUAACAUUAUUAUAUGUAUGUUGUUUUGUUUUCUGUGAAAUCUGUUGAGCAUUUGCAUUUUAUGUAUUUUGCAAGGUUUGUUUUCCGGUUUUCCUUAACAUACACAAAUUAUAUAUUUUUCAGUUAUGUUAUGGUCAAGCUUAUUUUUUAUUUCAUCCUGCUGUUAAAAGAGCAAGGAUAUAUAUUUUUGUCUUGGUUCUGAAAUUUUACUGCUGUUGCAGUAGUUGUUUGUUUGUUCCAUGCACAUGCUGUUGACUAUUUUACCAGUCAAUUUAUGUUUGUUUGCUUUUAUUGUUAAAAUUCAUGAGACUUGUAAAAGGUCACAUGCAUGUACAAAGAGUACGUUUUGAAAAAACUUUUGGGGGCUUACCUGUUCACGAAGUACAUUGUUGGGUGUUGGUGGGGCAUUGGGGACGGCACAGUGGAACACUCUUGGCCUAUUGUAAAAUUUACGCUCCAGUGCGAACCCCGAAGUGUUGAAACAUACGAGGUUUCGGCAAGAAAUCUGUUGAAAGUACUCUUUGCGAAUCAGUAUUUGUGACGUUUGGCUGUAUAUCAGACGUUGGCUGGAAAAUUUUGCCUUUAGCGAAAAUCAAAAUUUUCGGCAAAAAUAAUCCCGGCGUGAAGUGGGUAAACAGUGCUUGCAAAUGCUUCUGGAAAUGCAGUUCUGUGUCUGAAGUUAUUCUUAAUGGUUUUGCUUUUGUUAUAAUGACUGCAUUUAAAUAUUGCAUUAAAAUAUUAAUACAGCCUGUUUUAA
Messenger RNA from Patiria miniata (bat star), 4797 nucleotides. RefSeq names its product sodium-coupled monocarboxylate transporter 1-like. The transcript has 15 exons. NCBI's taxonomy places the organism in Eukaryota, Metazoa, Echinodermata, Asteroidea, Valvatida, Asterinidae. Bases 414 to 2261 code for a protein of 615 amino acids. Gene Ontology annotation, biological process: sodium ion transport; transmembrane transport. The record is from RefSeq and is a predicted model, not a curated record. Gene Ontology annotation, molecular function: symporter activity. Gene Ontology annotation, cellular component: membrane.